AGGAAAUAACUAAAAAUGACCAGUAGAAGACUCGAGGAGUCUAUGGGGGCCGUUCAGAUGGGGUUAGUCAGAAUGCUGAAAGGAUUCCAAAGCAAGGUUCUACCACCCUUGAGUCCAAGGGUCGUUACAAAAGAAGAAGCAAAUCGAAUGUUGACACCCUCGGAGUUCCUGAAGGAAAUGUCCCUCACCACAGAGCAGAGACUGGCUAAUACACGGUUGAUGUGCCGACCACAGAUCAUCGAACUUUUAGAUAUGGGGGAAACAACGCAUCAAAAGUUUUCAGGAGUUGACCUGGAUCAGGCAUUAUUCCAGCCUUUUCCAUCAGAAAUUGUGUUUCAGAACUAUACUCCCUGUGAAGUCUAUGAAGUUCCACUCAUUUUGAGGAAUAAUGACAAAAUUCCAAGGAUGGUCAAAGUUGUUGAGGAAAGUUCACCUUACUUUAAAGUCAUCAGCCCCAAAGAUUCUGGCCACAAAGUCGCUCCAGGAGUGCCAUCCAUAUUCCGAAUCCUCUUCACUCCAGAGGAGAACAAGGAUUAUGCCCAUAUGUUGACCUGUAUAACUGAAAGAGAAAAGUUCAUUGUACCCAUCAAAGCUAGAGGUGCACGAGCCAUCCUAGAUUUUCCUGACAUGCUGGAUUUUUCCACUUGCCCUGUCAAAUACAGCACUCAGAAGAUUCUGCUGGUACGAAACAUUGGCAACAAAGAUGCUGUGUUUCACAUGAAAACUCAUAGGCCUUUCUCUGUGGAGUCACCUGCCGGAACGCUUAACGUGGGGGAGUCCAUGCAGCUGGAGGUGGAGUUUGAGCCACAGACUGUGGGCAGCCACAGCGAAAGACUUACCGUGCAUUAUGACACAGGUGAAAAAGUCUUUUUAUCUCUGUAUGGAGCUGCCAUAGACAUGAAUAUAAGGCUGGACAGGAAUUCCUUGAUCAUUGAGAAAACCUACAUAUCUCUGUCCAAUCAACGAACUGUAACUAUUCACAACCGCAGUAACAUCAUUGCCCAUUUCCAGUGGAAGAUAUUUGCUACCCAGGCAGAGGAAGACAGAGAAAAGUAUAGGGUCUGUGAUGAUCUGAGCAAAAAGGAAAAGAAUGAGACCGAUGAGCUUCUUGAAGAGUGCAUUAUUGAUCCUUCCCUCCGAGAACAACUUUCCAUUCUCUCCCGCACCUUUGAGAAUCAGAGGAGGCUGGUUCAGGCAAACAGCAUGCUCUUCUUGAGUAACAUUUUCACUAUUGAGCCCCUGGAAGGUGAUGUCUGGCCUAAUUCAUCAGCUGAAAUCACGGUGUACUUUAAUCCUCUGGAAGCCCGGCUCUACCAGCAGACAGUUUACUGUGACAUUUCAGGCCGAGAGAUCCGUCUGCCCCUCCGAAUCAAAGGGGAAGGAAUGGGACCAAAGAUUCACUUCAACUUUGAAAUGCUGGACAUUGGAAAAGUUUUCGUUGGAUCCGUACAUUGUUAUGAGGCAAUACUGUCCAACAAAGGCAGCAUUGAUGCCCUCUUCAACGUGAUCCCUCCAACUUCGGCUUUGGGGGCCUGCUUUGUUUUCAGCCCCAGGGAAGGCAUCAUCGAACCAAAUGGAGUCCAGGCGGUCCAGAUCUCUUUCAGUUCUGCCAUUUUGGGGCACUUCGAAGAAGUGUUCCUGGUCAAUGUCAAUGGGUCCCCUGAGCCUGUGAAAUUGACCAUUAGAGGCUGUGUCAUUGGACCUACCUUCCAUUUUAAUGUUCCUGCUCUGCACUUUGGUGAUGUUUCCUUUGGCUUCCCUCAUAACUUGAUGUGUUCCCUCAAUAAUACCUCCUUGGUCCCCAUGACCUUCCAACUGCGUGUCCCUGGGGAUGGCGAUGGCCAUAAAAGCAUCUCAAGUUGCAAUCAGUAUUCAGACUACAAAAGAUCAUCUUGGAGCAAGGAUGAAAUACCCAUAAUGAAACCAAAAGAAUUCACCAUCACUCCCAGCAGUGGCACCAUCCGCCCCCAGGGAUUUGCCGCUAUCAGGGUGACCUUGUGCUCCAACACUGUGCAGAAAUAUGAGCUGGCGCUGGUGGUGGACGUGGAGGGCAUCGGGGAAGAAGUGCUGGCGCUCCUAAUUACCGCAAGGUGUAUUGUACCUACCCUCCACAUGGUUAACCCAGAGGUGGACUUCGGGCACUGCUUCCUGAAGUACCCCUAUGAGAAAACAGUCCAGCUUGUCAAUCAUGAUGACCUCCCAGGAUGCUAUACGGUCCUGCCUCAGGUAUAUGGAGACACACCUGCCGUGUUACUCUCCAGUCCCAUGCCCUGUGGAGUCAUCCCUCCCCACAGCACCGUUCACAUACCUCUGGCCCUGGAGACCCAGGUCACUGGGGAAUAUAGGUCCACAGUUUACAUCUCGACCUUUGGGAGCCCGGACCCCCCUAUGGUAUGUCGCAUAAAAAGCAUCGGAGAAGGCCCAGUUAUCUAUGUACAUCCCACUCAAGUUGAUUUUGGCAAUAUCUACGUCUUAAAGGACUCCCCGAGGAUUCUCAACCUAUCUAACCAGUCCUUCAUCCCCGCAUUAUUUCAAGCACGCAUGGCACACACAAAGUCCCUGUGGACGAUUGAACCCAGUAAAGGCAUGGUUCCCCCGGAAACCGAUGUUCAGCUGACACUGACUGCCAACCUGAACGACAUCCUGACCUUCAAAGACACGGUCAUUUUGGACAUAGAAAAUAGCAACACUUACCGGAUUCCUGUCCAGGCUUCCGGAGUUGGCUCCACCAUCGUCUCAGAUAAGCCCUUUGCUCCAGAGCUCAAUUUGGGAGCACAUUUUAGGUAG
This is a messenger RNA of Neomonachus schauinslandi (Hawaiian monk seal), 2787 nucleotides long. RefSeq names its product HYDIN axonemal central pair apparatus protein (gene HYDIN). The record is from RefSeq and is a predicted model, not a curated record. The coding region runs from base 16 to 2787 and encodes 923 amino acids. Gene Ontology annotation, biological process: axonemal central apparatus assembly; cilium movement. Lineage: Eukaryota; Metazoa; Chordata; Mammalia; Carnivora; Phocidae. The transcript has 18 exons. Gene Ontology annotation, cellular component: axoneme.